Molecule: messenger RNA, 465 nt
Organism: Dovyalis caffra
Lineage: Eukaryota; Viridiplantae; Streptophyta; Magnoliopsida; Malpighiales; Salicaceae
Source: the annotation of a GenBank genome assembly
AUGGUUUCACAGAAGAUAAGUCUGCAUUUAACUCCUCCACAGCCUAUUCAUUUGGAACAUAAGAUCAAGCUCUCAGGGAAUUGCCCAGCUGGGACUACUUGCUAUGAUUUCAUAGUUGAUGUUCCUUCACCAUUACAAAAGGACCUUGCUGCAUACUUGACCAGCACUGAGAGGAACAAAGAAAUUGAUGCUUGUGAUGAAUUAAUAUGUAACUCUAUAAAGAAGAUACACGAGCAUCGUCGGAGGCGGGCUUUCUUCCUUGGUUUAAGUCAGUCUCCAGCAGAAUUUAUUAAUGCUUUAAUUGCUUCUCAAAGCAAAGAUCUGAAGGUUGUUGCUGGAGAUGCUAGCCACAAUGCAGAAAAAGAGCAGCGAUCUGGUUUCUAUAAUCAGCCAUGGGUUGAAGAUGCUGUUAUUCGUUACCUAAAUCGCAAGUCUAUGGGAAGUGAUGCUCCUGGAAGCUCUUGA